CGCCAUCGAGAAAAUAGAUAAAGGCGGAUUUGGAAUUAUUUAUAAAGCCAUUCUUUUAGGAAAAAAAACAGUUGUUUUCAAGAAAAUGAAUGAAGAUGGAAAUGAAGCAGAAAUAAACAAUGAAAUAACCCUUCUUAAAAAAGUUUGUCCUCAUCCUAAUAUCAAUUCACUCCUUGGAAUUACUGAAGAUCCAGAAAGUAAAAAUGCAAUAAUGGUCUUGAAUUACGCAAAUGAAGGAAACCUGCAAAAUUAUCUUAGAAAAAAUUGGAUAAAUUUAAUUUGGAGAAAAAAAAUCAAAUUUGCACUUGAU
Acaulospora morrowiae is the source of this 310-nucleotide messenger RNA. NCBI's taxonomy places the organism in Eukaryota, Fungi, Glomeromycota, Glomeromycetes, Diversisporales, Acaulosporaceae. The record is from the annotation of a GenBank genome assembly.